AAAAAGACCAAAAAACAGCCCGAUAUAAAAGCCGCGCGUGAAUACAAUAAUCACCGCAAGUGUGCGUGUUUAAAGUUACUUCUGCAGAAGGAAAGAGCCUUUGCCAGUGUGUUGGACAACUCGAGGAACUGUUUCAGGGACGGUUUUGUUUCCUGAGGAGAAGGGUCUUCAAGAAUCAGAAGGCAACAAUCGCAGGCGGCGGCCUUGUUGUCUGGAGCACCUCUGGGCACGGACACGCCCACCCUUCACUGUCAGGAAGUCCUUGACCCGUCCGUGGCACCGUUCCGGGGAUCACUGUCUUGAGGGAAGCAGUGACCGAAGAAGAAAGCCUCUGGAAUGGCGCGGCGCACGUGACGCAACGCCCGGCAGAGUAUAUAAGGCCGCGCCGCGCCGGUCCACGCCACAACACAGCCGCUCAGCGUCCCUCCACCACCAACAGGUCCACCACAAUGACGUCCCUCCAGGUCGUGCUCUUCUUCGCCGCCGCCGCCGCCCUGGCCGCCGCCGCGCCCCGCCCUGACGGCCCCCCCUCCUACGGGCCGCCGCCCCCACACUACAAGGAGCCCGGCAUGCCCUUCGACUUCGCCUACGCCGUCAAGGACGACUACACCGGCAACGACUUCUCCCACGACGAGAGCAGCGACGGUCACGUGACCAAAGGCUCCUACCAGGUGCUGCUGCCCGACGGCCGCCGCCAAAUCGUGACCUUCACCGCUGACCACGACGCCGGCUACAUCGCCGACGUGGCCUACGAGGGCGAGGCCACCUACCCCGCCGCCGCCCCCGCCUACGGGCCCCCCGCCCCCCCCGCCUACGGGCCCCCCGCCCCCCCCGCCUACGGACCCCCCGCCUACGCCUAGGCCCUCCCAGCAGCCCCGCCUCCCCCUAGUCCCGGCCAGUAAAUUAUUGACCCCCCCCCCUCCCCCCCGCGGCAACAAUGCUCAUGUAAAUAAACAGUCAACAUUACCACCCACCUGUUCCCUGACCCUCACACCGUCCAUAACACGACGAAGGCAAACACAUUAGGG
Molecule: messenger RNA, 1028 nt
Organism: Eriocheir sinensis (Chinese mitten crab)
Lineage: Eukaryota; Metazoa; Arthropoda; Malacostraca; Decapoda; Varunidae
Product: cuticle protein 19-like
Exons: 3
Coding region: 450-860 (136 amino acids)
Cellular component (GO): extracellular matrix
Source: RefSeq, a predicted model, not a curated record